Messenger RNA from Cladophialophora psammophila CBS 110553, 924 nucleotides. RefSeq lists its product as uncharacterized. The transcript is spliced from 3 exons. The record is from RefSeq and is a predicted model, not a curated record. The coding region runs from base 1 to 924 and encodes 307 amino acids. Lineage: Eukaryota; Fungi; Ascomycota; Eurotiomycetes; Chaetothyriales; Herpotrichiellaceae.
AUGCAUGAGUUGAUGGACUUUGGCGAUACGCCAUCAAACGAGUCACCCAACGAUUCUGAGCCAAAGCACGAGGCCGUAUCUGAGCAGGAUGUGGAAUCUUUAGUCACCACCUUCAUCCAGGCUCAUGAGCACCCUACCACCCGCUCCUCGAAAUCGCCAGCAUCAGCGACGAAGCUGCCUUGUCCCGUGGUCAUUCCUCAACGGCGACCCGGGAACAAGCAACGUGGCUUCGUCGAGGCGUAUGCACCAGCGCUGGGACAGUAUGGUAUCGAGCAAGAUGCCUUCCUCGAAUUCAUCCGCGCCAUGAACAAGGCCAUCCAACAGAACGCAUGGCUUGCAGCGAUUCAAUUAGCCGCUGUGGGAGCUUCGUUUGUUCCGAGUGGCAUUGCUGCGGGAGUCUCUUUGACCGUCCAGUUUGUCGCGGGUACCAUUGCGCAGGCCGAGGCCAAGUGGAGGACCAAUUCAUUCUUGGACCGGAUGAACAAUGAAUUCUUCCGUCCCCGGGGAUUAUUCUGCCUGCUCAUGUCCUACAAUCCAAUCGCAAUGGGGACGAAAGGUGUACGCGAUGCCGAUGUCAUUUCCAACGCCCUCUCAUCCUCGUCGCUCACGUCCAGGCAGACGUUAACUGCCCGAGCAAAGAAGAACCUUCGAAACCCAGUUGCCGCUACAGCGGAGGGGGAAGACAGUCUGCCCCCCACCACGGCCCGGCUGGUCUAUCCAGAGACCUCUGCGACAGAAACGCGUCGUUCGCCGGGAGAGCCGAAGCAAAAACUUGGUGAUCGGGUGAAUAGGUACUUUGACAAACGAGCCCAGGCGCGAUACGCAAAAGAAAGCAAUGGAGACAUCCUCUCGAGCCGCGAGCCGGUCCGGUUCAAGAAUAAGUACCUGGACCCGAAUUCUAGCACCAGUAACGGUGGCUCUUAG